AUGGUCAUUGAUUUCAGGAGGGUGAGGACGUCUCCUCUACCCCUGUGCAUUCUGGGAGAGGAUGUGGCUGUUAUGGAGGACUACAAAUACCUGGGAAUGCACUUAGACAACGGACUGAACUGGAGGAUCAACACUGACACUGUGCACAAGAAGGGGAUGAGCAGACUAUUUUCUGAGGAAGCUGAGAUCCUUCCACGUGUUCAGCAAGAUGCUGGAGAUCUUCUACCGAGGUCUUUUGGAGACUCCGUGGACCACCAAACGCCAGGCCGGAUCCCAGGAAAGGCUGUGUCGUGUCGCCAGCUGGACGGGACGCAGGCCGACAUCAACGAGUGUCUGAAAUUUGCCAAGGCCAUGCCAUCCAUCACUCAGCACUGCCAGCUCCCCUGCCAGGACGACUGCCAGCUAACCAACUGGUCCAAGUUCUCGUCCUGCACAGCUGACUGCGUGGGGGUCCGCACCAGAAAGAGGGCAUUGAUAGGGAGGAGCAAGAAGAAAGACAAGUGCAAAAACACGCAAAUGUACCCUUUGAGUGAGACCCAGUACUGUCCGUGUGACAAGUACAAUGCCCAGCCGGUGGGGAACUGGUCCGACUGCAUCCUGCCUGAGGGGGGGAGAGUGGAGAGCCUCCUGGGGAUGAAGGUGCAGGGAGACAUCAAGGAGUGUGGGCAGGGGUACCGCUACCAGGCCAUGGUGUGCUACGACCAGGACAACCGGCUGGUGGAGACCCUGCGCUGCAACAGUCACGGUUAUAUCGAGGAAGCGUGCAUAAUCCCCUGUCCCUCAGACUGUAAACUCAGCGAAUGGUCCAACUGGUCAAGAUGCAGCAAGUCCUGCGGCAGCGGGGUCAAAGUUCGCUCCAAAUGGCUUCGAGAGAAACCUUACAACGGGGGCCGGCCGUGUCCCAAACUGGACCACAUCAACCAGGCCCAGGUGUACGAGGUGGUGCCGUGCCAGAGCGACUGUAAUCAGUAUGUGUGGGUGGCCGAGCCAUGGAGCGUGUGGAAGGUCAGCAACGUGGACUUAAAAGAGAACUGCGGCGAGGGCGUCCAGACCAGAAAAGUCCGGUGCAUGCUCAACACAAUAGACGGGCCGUCGGAGUCGGUGGAGGACUACCUGUGUGACCCUGAAGAGAUGCCCCUGGGGGCCCGGGAGAGCCGGCUGCCCUGCCCAGAGGACUGCGUGCUGAAUGACUGGGGCAGCUGGAGCCGCUGCAGCCUGCCAUGCACCAGAACCAACAGUCGAGUGCGGAUGGCAUACACGCUACGUUCUCCCAGUGUCGGGAGGGAGUGUCCCGACACGAGUGACAAUGAGCCCUGCAGCCUGAACCUCAACUGUUUCAACUACUUCUACAACAUCACAGGUACGGGACAUCUUGCCAGCAUCUCUUGCUGUACAGUAAUCUGGGUUUACAUUGAUCUUUUCUUGUGGUGUCCAGACAGCCCCCGCCCCACCACCGUGCGACCGUGUCAGCUGCCCUGCAAGAAAGACUGCAUCAUGACCCCUUUCAGCAACUGGACACUGUGUCCUUUCACUUGUGACACAGAUGGUAACGCUGUGAAGACAAAGCAAACAAGGAAACGUCUUAUCAUCCAGCAGCCAUCCAACGGAGGACAGGACUGUCCCGAGGUGCUGGAGGAGGAGAACGACUGUGAGGUCCCCAAAAUCUGUCCAGGAUUCAGGUGGAAAAGCCAUAAAUGGAGGAAGUGCCAGCUGGUCCCAUGGUUUCUCAGACAGGAGCGUCCCGGUGCGCAGGAGACCUGUGGACCCGGGCUCCAAACAAGAGCCUUAAACUGGCGGACCAUACCUAAACCAGGACGAACUCACGGCGAUGUCGGUUAA
Molecule: messenger RNA, 1839 nt
Organism: Notothenia coriiceps (black rockcod)
Lineage: Eukaryota; Metazoa; Chordata; Actinopteri; Perciformes; Nototheniidae
Product: thrombospondin type-1 domain-containing protein 7A-like
Exons: 13
Coding region: 1-1839 (612 amino acids)
Biological process (GO): actin cytoskeleton organization
Cellular component (GO): plasma membrane
Source: RefSeq, a predicted model, not a curated record